Hemibagrus wyckioides is the source of this 3189-nucleotide messenger RNA. RefSeq names its product seizure 6-like protein. Gene Ontology annotation, cellular component: neuronal cell body; endoplasmic reticulum. The record is from RefSeq and is a predicted model, not a curated record. Gene Ontology annotation, biological process: synapse maturation. NCBI's taxonomy places the organism in Eukaryota, Metazoa, Chordata, Actinopteri, Siluriformes, Bagridae. The coding region runs from base 165 to 2891 and encodes 908 amino acids. The transcript has 17 exons.
AGAGAGAGAGAGAGAGAGAGAGCGAGACUCGCUACAGGCGGAGCGGAUCCGUAAUGUAACGAUCAUUCGGAAACACCUCUUCCCUCCUGGAUUAAUUUCUGCAUUUACAUCCUGCCGCUUUCACGGAGCUGUAUCCUGUAUACUGGACUUCUGUUUUGUUUUGUAUGUGCACGCGUCUCGUCAUGCCGAUCACACGCUCGGUUGAAAGUCGUGCUCUGCGCGCCGCGGUCUGGGUGGGCUUCAUGUGCGGAAUCAUCCUGACCCAAGAUGAGGCUGUUCAAACUACUCCGCUUACCUCUCAUGCAGUGUUCCAGGGUGCAAUUCCUAGAGAAAGCCAAGAUCAAAAGCGCAUAAGGCCUCACAAGGGGGUGAAAAUCCCCACAGAUCUGCUCCCCAUGCUUGAGAAGAAUACUGACUCUGGACAUAAUCAUGAAACACUGCCAGUAAGAAAGAUGCUGCUUGACAAAGCUUUACGUCCAACUUGGUCUCCAGUAGAAGCUCUUGAAACCCCUACUACACUUAAUACUAAUAAUCCUACCACAGCUGCACAAGCUGCUAGUGAAAGCAAGCCACCACUCACUUCAUUAGUCAACACAACAAUGGAAAUGAAAGCAGAGCCAGACUUCCCUCCUGUUGCAUCAAGCUGUAUGAUCAAUUACUCUGACCCCGAGGGCUACAUUGAUUCGUCAGAUGAUUUGCCGAUUCCAGAUGGCGCUUUCCUGCAGUGCACUUACACAGUGACUGUGUAUACAGGUUAUGGGGUGGAACUGCAGGUCAAAAGUGUUAACCUAUCAGAUGGUGAGCAGCUAUCAAUCAGAGGGGUAGAUAAGGAUGGCACUUUGCUGGUACUCGCCAAUCAGACGCUGCUGGUGGAGGGUCAAGUGAUCCGCAGCCCAACCAAUACUAUGUCUGUAUUUUACCGCUCUUUACCUGAGGGGAGCAUGGGCACGUUCCAGCUUCAUUACCAAUUGUUCCAUCUAAGCUGCCCUUUGCCACGACGGCCGCACUUUGGGGAGGUAUCCGUUUUGGAUUUGCGCCCAGGAGGUACAGCACAUUUCUCCUGUCACAUGGGUUACCAUCUGCAGGGUGCAACAAUACUGACCUGCCUCAAUGCCUCUCUGCCUGCCUGGAACCAGCAUGAACCCAGCUGUAAAGCCCUCUGUGGAGGUACAGUAAAAAACGCCACCGUGGGCAGAGUGCUAUCACCAUCACCUCGUGUGAGUUCAAACAACACCCUUGACCGCAGCUGCUCCUGGUCCCUAGAGGCUCCCAGUGGUCAGCGACUCCAUCUCCAUUUGGAGAGGAUGAUCCUAGGACCAACAGACCGGCUUGUUUUGUGGAGUGGUCUGGAUGCAGGCUCUGUAGUUCUGUUUGACUCUGAUCGAGGGGUUCCUCUCCCAUUUGAGGGAGUCAUCAGUGAGGGCCCAGCAGUCAGAAUCCAAUUUAUAACAGACAAGCCGAACAGCCAGAACACUGGUUUCAGUAUCCAUUAUGAGGCUUUUGAGAAGGGCCACUGCUAUGAGCCAUACAUCCAGAAUGGAAACUUUAGCACCACAGAUCCAACCUAUGGUGUGGGAGCCAUAGUACAGUUUUCCUGUGAACCUGGCCAUUCUCUGGAGCAAGGCCCUCCUGUCAUUGAGUGCAUAAACACACGAGACCCCUACUGGAAUGACACAGAGCCUCUGUGUAAAGCUUUAUGUGGGGGAGAUCUGUCUGGACCCAGCGGCUUAAUCUUAUCCCCAAACUGGCCUGACUGGUACGGUGAAGGUGAGGACUGCAGCUGGAGGAUUCAUGUCGGUGAGGAAAAGCGUAUCCUGCUGGAUGUGCAGCUUCUGAACCUUAGUAACAGUGAUAUGCUGACCAUUCUGGAUGGUGAUGAGGUCAACGCACAUAUCUUGGGCCAAUAUGUGGGAGGAAACAGUCCAUUCAAGCUUACCUCCUCUACUCCUGAUCUUACCAUAACCUUUCAUUCUGAUCCAGCUGGCCUGGUCUUCGGCAAGGGGGAGGGUUUCAUCAUCAAUUAUAUGGAGGUGUCUCAUAAUGAUUCAUGCCCGGACCUGCCUGAGAUUCAGAAUGGCUGGAAGACAACAUCACACACCGCACUGGUACGUGGGACACGUAUCACUUAUCAGUGUGACCCAGGCUAUGACUUGGUGGGCAGAGAGACCCUCAUCUGUCAGCUGGACCUGAGCUGGAGCACCCAGCCGCCCUUCUGUGAAAAAAUUAUGUACUGUACAGACCCAGGUCAUGUUGAGAACUCUCUGAGGACUCUCUCAGAUCCCAAACUGCUGGUGGGAGCUACCAUUCAGUACAGUUGCAAUCUAGGCUACAUACUGCAGGGUGGUGCCAUUUUAACUUGCUAUGGCCGUGAACCUGGUACUCCAGUAUGGACAUCUCACUUGCCACAUUGUAUCUUGGAAGAGUCAGUGUCCUGUGAGAAUCCUGGCCUUCCUGACAAUGGUUAUCAGAUUCUGUAUAAGCGGCUGUAUUUGCCUGGCGAGUCCCUGAACUUCAUGUGUUAUCAGGGUUAUGAACUCAUCGGUGAGAUCACAAUCAAAUGUAUACUGGGGAAUCCUUCAUUUUGGAGUGGUCCAUUACCCAAGUGUAAAGCUAAUCAUGAAUGCACUGGCAACCACGCUUUAGAAGUGGCAGAGGCUACGGCAGAGUCUUCGCUGGAUGGUGGAAGCAUGGCUCUGGCCAUAUUCAUAUUAGUACUGUUACUGUCAGUCUUUCUUGGAGGCACCUAUAUCUAUGUCAGAAGGUGUCAUUCAAACCUGCGUUUGCCUCUAAUGUACCCUCACCCAUACAGACAGAUCACUGUGGAGACAGAGUUUGAUAAUCCUUUAUAUGAUACUGGAGGGGACACAAGAGAAUAUGAAGUGUCAAUAUGAACAGACGUGUUGUGGAUAAAUUCUCAAAUGCAGAGGAAGUGAUGUAUAUAGCUCCUGAUAAUUCCACUGCUACCCAACCUCCCAAAUCUCUAAAUCUACAGGAUGCAAUGCAGCCAAAUCAGGUUAGAGAGAGAGAGAAAGAGAGAGAGAUACACAAAAUAAGGAUGGGAGGUGGUCAUAUGGAAGAGUGACUGUGAAGGAGUUUGUGAAGAAGGUGAAUAAUUGAAAAAGUGACUGUGGUUUUACUAUCCAGUUUGAAUAUUAUGCACUUACAGCAGGAGCUGUCUUGUUUAAAAAA